Molecule: messenger RNA, 1101 nt
Organism: Dibothriocephalus latus
Lineage: Eukaryota; Metazoa; Platyhelminthes; Cestoda; Diphyllobothriidea; Diphyllobothriidae
Source: the annotation of a GenBank genome assembly
AUGUUGAAGUUGCGCAAGACUAAAACCACUGCAACCCUCAUAUUGACGGUCAUGCUAACGCUCUCAUAUCUUUUUUUGAAUACCUUGGUAACCUCGCCUGCAUCUCUUUGCCCAUUAAUCUUUAACUUCUUGAGACGACGACAGCUGAACUUUAAGAGCUUUGUGGUGAAGACUGGUCACAUUAAAGAGCAGCGUGAAAGGCUUCCAAAUUUGGAGAAUAUUAUUUGGCCGGAACGAGAAUAUUUACCUUCUCCCUUGGGUGCUCCGGGUACUCGCUCAUUGCCUCUGGGCGCCCAAUUUAGUCGGCAACAGAUGCGCACUCUUUGGAAUCUGUUCAACACAUUUGCAAAUGUCAUGGAGGAGCUCGGCUUCAGUGACAGGUGGAUGCUAUACGGUGGCAGUUUGCUUGGAUCUUUUCGGCACCAUGACAUUAUUCCCUGGGACGAUGACAUUGAUGUUCUUGUCGACAAUGAGGUCAGGCCGGCGCUGUGGAAGAAGAUGCGCACCCUCCUGCCAAAUUAUGUCAUCCAGAAAUGUGGUCGUAGGGACAAACUUUCCUCAAAACUAAUCGUGCCGAACAAUUCUUCGCUGGAUAUUGAUGGUAGUCGUAUACUCAAUAACUAUGGUUGGGCCUGGCCCAUUGUGGAUAUCGGCUACUACAUCUCUAAUGCCACCCACAUACAUGAACUUGCAACGGCAAAUGGACGAUACUACGAUUACGCAAAGUCUGAUAUUUUCCCACUGCUCCUCAGACCGUUUUACAAAAUGUGGGCGCCGGCGCCAAGAAAUACUUUUGCUUUUACAAUGCAAACCUAUCCUGGGGAUGGUAAUUGUUCUUCCUUAACCUGGUCUCAUGCCUUUGAGGUUGGUAUUAAAGGUCAAUCAGUACCGUGCGCCGAUCUUGCUGAGAGGUACGCUUUUGUCGAACGCAGCCCCCUUUACAGUCCUGUCAAGGAAGAUGGUGAUAGUCCGGAAGUAUUGGAUUGGGUUCGAGAAAGACUGAUUCGCGGUGGCAAGGUCCUUCACGAAAUCCAUUUGGUGGCGCCUCGAGCCGAAGCCCACGUAGACACCUACGCGCUACGUAUGAAAUCAAAGCCUUGA